UUUAAACCCAUUAUAUUUUUGUUAUCCUCUGCAUAUAAUUUUUUUUUUUAAAUUUUAAUUUAUUUUAAAUAUUCUCUCAAAUUUUUUAUCAUGUUGCUUGGUUAUUAGCAACCAGCUCAGUGUCAAUCCCACUUUCUAUAGUUGUAGAUCUUCGUUCCCAUAUUUUUGAAUCUAUAAUUGUGGUUGAAAAAAAUCAGAUUUUUGUAUUGUUGAUACGAAUUGUUGUUUUCCUGAUAAUGGGUUUCAUCUCAGAGGGAUUCUCUUUCUCUGUUUGCCACCAGGUGAAAUCUGAAGAAAGAAAAUGCAGUCUCUGAAUCGUUUUCGUUGUCUCUCCCCUGCGUCCCCUUGUUUCAGAUGGCUGGUAUCGCGUGGUUCUUGCAGAAAAUUGUUCAUUGGAGAUGCAGGUCUUUCUUAUGAUACCAAUGAAACCAUUCUAAAAGAUGCUUUUGGACAGUACGGUGAAAUAAUUGAAGUUAAGGUUAUAUGUGAUCAUGUGAGUGGGAAAUCAAAAGGCUAUGGGUUUGUGCAGUUCACUUCUGACGAUGACGCCCACAUAGCUUUGAAAGAGAUGGAUGGUCAGUCACUGGAUGGUAGAAAUAUUCGGGUGACUUAUGCACACAAAGGGUGAAUGGUUGACUACCAAGGGCUGAUGUCAGCUUCAGUAAAUAAAAUAUUUGAGGGGGACCAAGCAGAAACAAGCUAGAAAACAGGAUCCAGGAUCAAGUGUUUUGAGUUGUAUCCUUCACUUCAAGUUGAACUGCUGGUAAAGAAGAUGGUUUUUCGGUGUGUCGAAUCAUGUGAAAAUCUCGUGUACCAUUCUGUGAUGCACUGGUGACUUAUUUGUCAACUUUUUCACUAUCGCAGUCAAUUACAUCGUACCAAGUACUACAUAAUUCACCAAAAUAUUUUGUAGUUGUUGUAAGGGAUGAAGGGUUAAGAAUCUAUAAUUACAUUGUUGGAGAAACCCUAGACCUUGUGGAUGAUUUUUAAACAAUGUGUCUUACAACUAGUAUGGAUAUGCUCUCAAUUUACUUUGUCAACCUUUUUAAGGAGGUGUUGGCAAAGGAAGAAUUAUUCAAUGUGUUUCUCAAUAUGUUUUUUUUUA
Molecule: messenger RNA, 1105 nt
Organism: Vitis vinifera (wine grape)
Lineage: Eukaryota; Viridiplantae; Streptophyta; Magnoliopsida; Vitales; Vitaceae
Product: glycine-rich RNA-binding protein 4, mitochondrial
Exons: 5
Coding region: 302-628 (108 amino acids)
Molecular function (GO): RNA binding
Source: RefSeq, a predicted model, not a curated record